AUGCCGUCGCCAGACGCGGCGGCGAGGCACACGGGCGCCGGCGUGGCGCGUCGGCAGGCCCACCACGAGCGGAUGCGCGACGAGCGCUCGGGAAGCGGCCGCGGGCAACGCGGAGCUUCCGCCGGAGGACGACGCGGAAGGAGACGAAGGCGAACGCGGCGGAAGCGCAAGCGCGAGGAUGUCAGGGCGGCGCUCAACGGCCACACUGUCCUGCCCACCAGAUCGCGCCUCGAGAUCUUCUGCGACACCGAGCGGUGGUACCCCGCGACCGUCAUGGGGCGGGAGGAGGACGUGGACGGACGGAUCGCGCACCAGGUCGAGUACGACGGCUACCCGGAUCGGCGGUGGUGGCACAUGCUGGACGACGAGCGGUGGCGAGCCGUCCUACGCGCCACCUCCCGCGAGCGCGGCGGGGUCGGAAUUGCGGCCGGAUACCUGCAAAAACCCAGGUAUAUAGACGAGGUAUACCCGGGUAAUACCCGCACUUUUGCAUGGCUUCGCCUCCUGGGACCACACCCACAGCCGCUACACUAA
This is a messenger RNA of Emiliania huxleyi CCMP1516, 534 nucleotides long. RefSeq lists its product as hypothetical. The record is from RefSeq and is a predicted model, not a curated record. The coding region runs from base 1 to 534 and encodes 177 amino acids. NCBI's taxonomy places the organism in Eukaryota, Haptophyta, Isochrysidales, Noelaerhabdaceae. The transcript is spliced from 2 exons.